AUGGCUAUCAAUUCCGCCCCCCAGAGCUCGCUGCUCUCCCUCCUCUACCGAUCCUACCCCGCCGCCAUCUCACCCGACGAGACCGAGCCUGACCUCCUUGCCGCGAACCCCAAGAUCUUCCCCCGUGCGACUUACAAUGACACCGAACAGGCGGACAUCAAGCAAUGGCUGAACACAACCUCUAGCCUCCAGAGCGCUCUGACCAAAGAUGACAAGUCUGCUAUCUCGGACAUCCUCGCUCAGAUCAACACCCAUCUUGCUACACGGACAACCAUUUUAGGCUCCAAGGCCUCUGUCGCAGACGUUGCUGCAUACGCCCUUCUCGCCCCUGUGGUGGAAAAGUGGACACCCGAAGAGCGCACAGGAGAGCAGGGAUACCACCAUAUCGUCCGCCAUGUUGACUUCGUCCAGAACAGCCGUCUGUUUGGUCUGCAGAUCCCCGAAGAGGAGAAGAUCAACAUUGAUGUAAACGACGUCAAGUUCGUACCGAAGCCAAUUGAUCUCAAGGCCGAGAAGGAGCGCAAGAAGAAGGAGAAGGCUGCUGCCCAGGGUGCGGGAGCUGAGCAGACUGUUGUAGUGGGACAGACUAAGCCUGAGAACGCUGCUCCCGACGCCGCUGGUGCUAGGGGUGAUGGCAAGAAGAAGGAGAAGAAGGAAAAGAAGGAGAAGGCACCAAAGCCAGCUCCUGCUCCCGCUGCUCCACCUUCGCCCUCUCUCAUUGAUCUCCGAGUUGGUCACAUUCUCCGCGCUAUCAACCACCCUAAUGCCGACUCACUUUACGUUUCGACUAUUGACUGCGGUGAUGCCCCCGGCUCUGACAACACAUCUUUGGACGAGGAAACUGGAAAGACUGUCCGUACCGUAUGCUCUGGUCUGAACGGACUUGUCCCUCUGGAAGAGAUGCAGGGCCGAAAGAUCGUCGCCAUCUGCAACCUGAAGCCUGUUACCAUGCGUGGAAUCAAGUCCUGCGCCAUGGUUCUGGCCGCCUCUCCUCGCAUCGCCGAGGGUGAAGACUCUCACGCUGGGCCCGUUGAACUUGUUACUCCUCCAGAUGCUCCUGCUGGUGAGAGGAUAUACUUUGAAGGAUGGAACGAUGGUGAGCCGGAGAAGGUGCUCAACCCUAAGAAGAAGGUGUGGGAAACCUUCCAACCCGGCUUCACCACAACCGACAGCCUUGAGGUCGCAUUCGAGAGCAGUGCCGUUCCUGUUGCACAAAGCCAGGAAGGUAAGCCUGCACUCGGAAAGCUGGUCGCCAAGUCGGGUGGUAUUUGCACAGUGAAGACUCUGAAGAAUGCUACUGUGCGGUAA
Messenger RNA from Aspergillus puulaauensis, 1308 nucleotides. It is a transcript of the gene ARC1, whose product is annotated as putative cofactor for methionyl- and glutamyl-tRNA synthetases. The transcript has a single exon. Gene Ontology annotation, cellular component: methionyl glutamyl tRNA synthetase complex. The record is from RefSeq and is a predicted model, not a curated record. Gene Ontology annotation, molecular function: tRNA binding. Lineage: Eukaryota; Fungi; Ascomycota; Eurotiomycetes; Eurotiales; Aspergillaceae. Bases 1 to 1308 code for a protein of 435 amino acids.